UCUCUCUCUCUAAAACCCUUGUUUCUCUCUCCAAAACCCCCUGUUGCCAUCGCACCUUUCUUCGCCUCAAAUCCUCUCUAUAUUCUCAUGAAUCUGAUCCCUCCAAAUAUAAAAAGCAACUCCAUUAUGUUCAUCAAUUAAAUCCUUAUCAGGAAUCCAUUCAGAUCUUCCACAAGAUCUCUCUAUCGUUAUUGUUCUUAGUGAGGUCAGAUGCAUUUAGAUCUGAAGCCUUCGACUCAGCUUUCCUAAAUAUUUAAGUUCUGAGAAAACUCAGAUGAUGCACAGACCUCCUCCCCAUGAUGAUUUCUCACUCAAGGAGACCAAACCCCACCUCGGUGGAGGGAAGGUCGCAGGGGAUAAGCUCACUAGCACGUAUGACCUUGUGGAACAAAUGCAAUACCUAUAUGUACGUGUAGUAAAAGCAAAAGAAUUACCUGCGAAAGAUGUCACUGGUAGUUGCGACCCUUACACAGAGGUUCGGCUGGGAAACUAUAAGGGAACAACUCGCCAUUUUGAGAAAAAAUCAAAUCCUGAGUGGAACCAGGUGUUUGCUUUCUCCAGAGACAGGAUUCAGUCUACUAUGCUUGAGGUCUCUGUAAAGGAUAAAGAUGUUAUGAAAGAUGAUUUCAUGGGCUGGGUUUUAUUUGAUCUUAGUGAGGUUCCAAAGAGGGUGCCACCUGAUAGUCCUCUGGCUCCUCAAUGGUAUAGAUUGGAAGACAAGAAAGGGAACAAGCUCAAGGGAGAGCUGAUGUUAGCUGUGUGGUGGGGUACGCAAGCCGAUGAAGCAUUUCCUGAAGCAUGGCAUUCAGAUGCUGCUUCUGUUGGUGGAGCUGAUGGUCUUGCCAAUAUCCGUUCAAAGGUGUAUCUUUCACCUAAACUUUGGUAUCUCAGAGUUAAUGUGAUUGAAGCACAGGACUUGAUACCCAGUGAUAGAACUAGGUUCCCCGAAGUUUUUGUCAAGGCCAUUCUUGGAAAUCAGGCUUUGAGGACUAGAGUAUCUAUGAACAAGUCUAUCAAUCCUAUGUGGAAUGAGGACUUGAUGUUUGUAGCUGCAGAACCAUUUGAAGAGCACUUGAUUUUGAGUGUGGAAGACAGGGUUGCGCCUAACAAGGAUGAAGUUCUUGGAAUGUGUGCAAUUCCUCUGCAGUAUGUGGAUCGGAGGUUAGACCACAAAGCCAUCAACACAAGGUGGUUUAAUCUGGAGAAACAUGUUAUCGUUGAUGGGGAAAAGAAAAAGGAAGUCAAGUUUGCUAGCAGGAUUCACAUGAGAAUUUGCUUGGAAGGUGGUUAUCAUGUUCUUGAUGAAUCUACUCACUACAGUAGUGAUCUUAGGCCAACAGCUAAGCAGUUAUGGAAGAGUAGCAUUGGGGUUCUUGAGGUCGGAAUCUUGAGCGCCAAUGGGUUAACACCAAUGAAGCCAAAAGAUGGAAGGGCUACAACAGACGCAUAUUGUGUGGCCAAGUAUGGGACAAAGUGGGUCAGAACAAGAACAAUAAUAGACAGUUUUACUCCGAAAUGGAAUGAGCAGUAUACUUGGGAAGUUUUUGAUCCAUGCACGGUUAUAACCAUCGGUGUGUUUGAUAACUGCCAUUUGCAAGGUGGGGAUAAGGCUGGAGGGUCAAGGGAUUUAAGGAUUGGAAAGGUCAGGAUUCGUCUUUCAACACUUGAAACUGAUCGUGUUUACACUCAUUCUUACCCCCUUUUACUUUUGCAUCCAUCUGGGGUGAAAAAGAUGGGCGAGAUUCAUUUGGCAGUAAGGUUCACUUGCUCAUCAUUGCUGAAUAUGAUGCACAUGUACUCACAACCACUCUUGCCCAAAAUGCACUACAUUCAUCCUUUAACUGUCACCCAGCUUGAUAGCCUGAGGCACCAGGCCACUCAGAUCGUCUCCAUGAGGCUCAGCCGGGCUGAGCCACCCUUGAGGAAAGAAAUUGUGGAGUAUAUGCUGGAUGUGGGUUCUCACAUGUGGAGUAUGAGAAGAAGUAAAGCUAAUUUCUUCAGAAUCAUGGGAGUAUUGGGUGGUUUGAUUGCAGUUGGGAAAUGGUUUGAUCAGAUAUGUAAUUGGAAGAAUCCCAUCACCACUGUCCUCAUCCACAUCCUUUUCUUGAUAUUGGUCUUGUAUCCAGAGCUUAUUCUGCCCACUAUUUUUCUCUAUCUCUUUCUAAUUGGAGUUUGGUACUACAGAUGGAGACCAAAGAAGCCUCCCCACAUGGACACUCGCCUCUCUUGUGCAGAUAAUGCACACCCUGAUGAACUAGAUGAAGAAUUCGAUACCUUUCCCACAUCUCGGCCGGCUGAUAUCAUAAGGAUGAGGUACGAUCGUUUGAGGAGUAUUUCUGGAAGGAUUCAGACGGUGGUUGGCGAUUUAGCAACACAAGGAGAGAGGCUUCAGUCGUUACUCAGCUGGAGAGACCCCAGAGCCACAGCACUGUUUGUAAUUUUCUGUUUAAUCGCUGCUAUUGUUCUGUAUGUCACACCAUUCCAAGUUGUGGCCCUUCUGACUGGCUUCUAUGUGUUAAGACAUCCAAGGUUCCGCCACAAGCUACCUUCGGUCCCACUCAACUUCUUUAGAAGAUUACCAGCGAGGACUGAUUGCAUGCUAUGAGAAAAGCUCGGCUUCAUCAUUUACCAAAAUCAUCCAUUUGUUUGUCUUUGCAGGUCCAGAGAAGGUGUUGACUCAAAAAGGAGUUUCUUUCCAGCAAAAAAUAUCAAUCCUGGUAUGGAACAUAGAAACAGCAUUUUGUACAUCCUGUGGUUUCACAGGGUCGUCCGUCGUUCUCAACUUUAAACUUGACUAUGUCACCUUUUGGUUAGUAGUUUUUUAGGUCGUGAUUUUUGUUUGAAUCUAUCCAUAGCUGUUAUUAAUUAGUAGGGUCAUGGCUGUUAUUAAAUAUCUUGGACUGGCAGUAAACUUCUUCUAUCAAAUGUUUCUUUAAUUAGGAGGGAAUUUUCAUUUCUGUUCAGUUGGUUUCUUG
Messenger RNA from Cynara cardunculus var. scolymus (artichoke), 2975 nucleotides. Its product is annotated as FT-interacting protein 1-like. Bases 275 to 2605 code for a protein of 776 amino acids. The transcript is spliced from 3 exons. Lineage: Eukaryota; Viridiplantae; Streptophyta; Magnoliopsida; Asterales; Asteraceae. The record is from RefSeq and is a predicted model, not a curated record.